Messenger RNA from Gasterosteus aculeatus aculeatus (three-spined stickleback), 4907 nucleotides. Lineage: Eukaryota; Metazoa; Chordata; Actinopteri; Perciformes; Gasterosteidae. The record is from RefSeq and is a predicted model, not a curated record.
GGCGUCGAAGAAGUUGGAAGCGCUUCGGGCUGGUUUUCCUUCACACUUUCCAUCCUGUUAGCUGGCAACGGUGGAACCAGUUGGCGUCAGUUAGCCCCGCACAGCCCGCAGGCCGACCACAUGACCGAGAUCAGUCAUGGAAGAACAGCAGAGAAUCGAUCUGACUUACAUCACGGAACGCAUCAUCACCAUAGUCUGCCCCCCUGGAUGUCCAGAGAAGAUCUACCUGCAGAACCUGCAGGAGAUCAUUUUCCUGUUGCGGUCCAAGCACGGACAUCACUACAUGCUCGUCAACCUCUCACAAAAAACCCAAACCCUCACACACAUGAACCACAAGGUUUUGGACACAGGUUGGGUGGAGCUCCUGGCCCCUGACCUGGACCAGAUCUUUAGCGCGUGCACGACGAUGAGGGACUGGCUGCAAACACAUCCGAAGCACGUCCUGGUGUUACACUGCAGGGGGUGUAAAGGCCGUCUCGGAGUUCUGGUGGCUUCUUACAUCCACAUCUGCAACAUGUCAGCCAGUGCAGAACUUUCUCUCGACCAUUUUGCCAUGAGGAGGUUCUACAACGACAAACUGUCAGCUCUGAUGACCCCCUCGCAAAAACGGUAUGUGUGGAUGCUGGGAAGCAUGUUAAAGGGCGGACUCAGGAUGUCUCCCUCGCCGUCUUUCCUCCUGUGUGUUGUUCUUCACCGGCUUCCUAAAAUAAGACCAGAUGGAGCAUGUUGUCUCUUCCUGAGAGUCUACCAGAGUCUACAAGCUGUUUGCACGUCAGCAGUCUACCGUGUCAAUGCAGCCCAGACGGACCGCCUCUACUUUGUGCUGCAGCCAGCUCAGCUGCUCAAAGGGGACAUCAUGGUGGUUUGUUAUGAUAAAAACAGCCAGUCAGCCAGCCGCCAGGUCGUCUUCCGUCUCCAGUUUCAUACGGGUCUCGUAGUAGGAAACAACCUCACUUUCUGCAAGGCCGACCUCGACUGUGCCGAUGAAGAUGCUCGGUUCCCAGAAGAUGGAAAAGUGGAGCUGUUGCUCUCUGACAGCCCUGAAAAGAUUACAGGCAGAGAGCUGUGGAGCAACGGGCGCUGUGUGACCGUGGACUAUGACACCUUAGACCCUUUGGUCAGACGAGAUUCAUAUCGAGACACGUCUCCUCUUGAGACAGCUCCACCUCACACGCUCGGCCCUGGAAAUGGGAGUUGGUUUGCCAAAGUGAGGAAGACGAGUAGCGAGGAAGGAGCCUCGUUCCGCCUGGCCACCAGCAGCCCCGUCUGCAGUGACCAAGCUCCAUCGGUCAGCAGUGACUCCGGCCUGUCUGUCGCCUCUCAGGGGCGGACCGGAGUCGGACAGAGCAGGGGGGCGGCGCGGGACAAGUUCACCCAGGCCGGGAAGCUGCUCUCCGGGUUGGACUUUGAGAUCGCUCAGCCUCCUGUGGAGGUCAUGACUGACCUUGCUGCUUCCUGCGGAUGGGAGGGGGAGACGACCGGGGGUGAAUCUGAGCUGGGACACGCCGUCAACGGCGAGGCCUCGUCCGGCGAGAGGGAGACCGACAUACUAGAUGAUGAGGACGACGUGGAUGGCGUGGCACCUCCUGCUUCCGACAUGCCGAGCUCGAGCGGCAUCGGCUCCCUCCCCUCCGACAACCUGCCCCAAACUGAGAGAUCGGCCCACGCCGAGUACUCCACGCACUCCUGGGUUCGCCAACAGCAGAUGGUUGACGUUGGGGGAGAGAUGUUGGACAACGGGCUGAGAAAACCGAGGCCGUCGGCUCGGGUUGCUCCCAACACCCCGCGCCGAGGACACAGCAGCAGGGAGGCCGCGCAGAGAGGGCCGGCGAGCGAGGAUGGCGCGCACAGCGUCCCACAAAACACCGACGUCACUCACAACGCACAGUCGGUCCAUGCGGCUUCGGCUCCAUCCUGCCAAGACGAGGACCUGUCGUCGUUGAACACAGAUGCCGACGAGUCCAUAGAGCAGCUGAACCGGCUGAUUUUGGAUUUGGACCCCACCUUUGUUCCCGUUCCCACCCGCUGCGCGCCGGUGUCCCGCUCCGCCUCCGUCCACUCCAACGGACUCAGCCCCAAGGGAGAUACCCAUCGGUCAGUCUGGAAGCAGCAGAUGCAGGCCAGUGAUGUGACGGACUACGCUGGUCUCCACGCCCCAGGGCGGAUGCGGGGUGGUGCUCAGAGCUUCAGAGGCUCCCCCAUCCACAGCCCCCCCUUCUCACCAUCCCAGCAUGGGAAUGUCUACAAAACCAACAGCGUGGACUAUCGGGGACAUACAGGCAGCCCUGACAUUGUCCCCGCCACCCCGGGCUUCCCAGUGUCUCCGCCGACACCCUACGUGAAACAUUUCCCAGAGUUUUCCCAGUUCACGACUAGCGGGCAGUGGGAGCAACACAGCUGGACACAAGAAUCCCGGAGUUUCCUGGACGGUGUGAACCACGCCGGCGGCGCCACAGAGGGAGAGCUGUUCAGGUCCGAAGGGUCGGUUCCUCCUGCUUCCCGUCAGAGGAUCUUUGGCUCCAUGUGCUCCAUGUCACCAGACGUCAGCCCCCUCCCACACACGGACAGCUCCACACCUCCUCCUGUGUGGCAGGACGGUCCAAACUCCCUGAACUCUCCGUAUCGCCUCCAGCCCUCACCUCCACUCUCCCUCAGCACUCCCGAUGCCCACAGCUCUCCCCGGGGGGGUCUGAGAGGCCUGGGCGGAGGUUCGGGGGUGCGCAGGGAGACCGGCAGCAGUGACUUGUCCUCGUUGCUGUUGGGGAACGGCGGCCUGGAUCGCAGCCUGCUGGAGGCCGUGGAGGGCCUCGGGAGUCUGAACCUCGGGGGAGAGGGGGGCCUCCCUCCACUGCUGCCUGAGAAGAGGAGAUGGGGCGAGGGGGGGGGGGAGGUCCGCUCUCGCUCGCUAUCUCCUGCGGGUUUUCCAGCCUCUCACAGCGGCAGCAGUCUCAGCAUUCCCUUCUCCUCCUCAAUGACCCCCGACUCCCUCAGGGCCCUCAGCGGGGCCCCGUCACCUGGAGCAGACUUCGGCAGCAAGCACGACACUGUGAAGUUUGUUCAGGACACUUCCAAGUUCUGGUACAAGCCCGACAUUUCCAGAGACCAAGCCAUCGCAGUGCUAAAGGACAAAGAGCCGGGCUCGUUCAUUGUCAGAGACAGCCAUUCCUUCCGAGGGGCCUACGGGUUGGCCAUGAAGGUGGCCACGCCGCCUCCGUCUGUGGUACAACAGAGUAAGAAAGUGGGGGACCUGUCCAAUGAGCUGGUGAGACACUUCCUGAUAGAGUGCACGCAGAAAGGAGUUCGUCUGAAGGGUUGCCCCAACGAGCCCUACUUUGGGAGUCUCACGGCUCUGGUGUGUCAGCACUCCAUCACCCCUCUGGCUCUGCCUUGUAAACUCAUCCUGCCGGAUAAAGACCCGAUGGAGGAGCCCAGUGACUCUCCUCCACAGACGGCAACCAAUUCAGCGGCGGAGCUCCUCAAACAGGGAGCAGCGUGUAACGUGUGGUACCUGGGCUCUGUGGAGCUGGAGUCGCUGACGGGUCAUCAGGCGGUCCAGAAGGCGACCACGCUGACCCUCUCCGCGGACCCCCCCCCGGCCUCCACCGCCGUCCACUUCAAGGUGUCGGCGCAGGGGAUCACGCUCACCGACAACCAGAGGAAGUUGUUUUUCAGGAGACACUACGCGGUCAACACCGUCAUCUUCUGUUCUCUGGACCCGCAGGGCAGGAAAUGGACAAGAGGCAGCGGUUCCACUGCAAAGAUCUUUGGAUUUGUCGCCAGGAAAUCUCAGAGUGAGACUGAAAACAUUUGCCACCUGUUUGCUGAACACGACCCCGAGCAGCCGGCCAGCGCCAUCGUCAACUUCGUCUCAAAAGUCAUGAUUGGGUCGCACAAGAAGUGAGUGAAGAAAGUCACCGCAGGCCGAAGAGCCUGACCUGGGGAUCUACUUCCGACCCCCGACAUUGUAAGAAUACGAAUGUGGAUCUAAGGAAGUGAAUAGACAAACUAUGACCCCACACACUCCACCGCCUGGUCCUGCUGGUCAGUCCUAACAGAGGAACUUUAGUGGUUUUCUGUGACUGCGCUACGAGAUGCCGCCACCAGGGGGAGCAAAGACCGUGUGACGUUAAACUCACCCGCAGGAGGCUUUAAGAUGGAUCCUUAGUCUGACUGAACCUCCAAACGUAGUGUAAAUGUACUAUAUUAUACCAACUUUACUUUACACAGUCUAAAAAACUCAACACAUUUGCUUUUGAUCAAGCCUGGAGAAUAUCUAAUAUUCUGCACAUGAACAUUUUUUUGAAGAGUCCAAAAGCUUUUUAUUUUUGUGUAAACCAGGUAUCGAGACACAGGCCCUUUUGGUAUGUUAAGACAAAACCCACGAUAUCGUGACAGGACAAAGCCAGUAAUGUGUUCGCCCUGUGCCUGAGAUGGAUUUAUUGUGUUUAGAGUAUUUAUCCCUUUUUACAGAUGUGGAAAAGUUAUUUUGCCUAAAAACACUUGUCAUAUAUUUUUGUAUAUUCACAUACUGUACAUUAGGUUUAAAAGCGGUCAACCCAAGAAUUUAUAAGUUUAUUUCACAUAUUGUUGAAGUAUUUACAUACCAGAAAGAUACUACAUAAGCUGCCCAUGUGUAUUAUAUGUAUUACUAAUAUGUUGUAGAUGUUAAUAUGUUCCUUUUACAGUAACUCAAUACAUAUUUAUGUACAAUUAUUUUGCCGUGAAAAAUGUCAUUCCAAUUUUCUCUAUGAAGAGAUCAAAUAGUCACUGUGGGAAAAGUCGCGCCUCAGCAUUAUUUCCUUUGACAUCUUCCUCUGUUCAUCCGUUCAUCUCUGUUGAUCAUUUAGUAUCUCUAAUUCUGAGAUAAUAUUAAAGCGUCGGUGGGGCAAUUUCCCCCCAAAACAACA